This is a messenger RNA of Coturnix japonica (Japanese quail), 1009 nucleotides long. It is a transcript of the gene CENPX, whose product is annotated as centromere protein X. Gene Ontology annotation, biological process: kinetochore assembly; replication fork processing; DNA repair. The record is from RefSeq and is a predicted model, not a curated record. Gene Ontology annotation, molecular function: protein heterodimerization activity. NCBI's taxonomy places the organism in Eukaryota, Metazoa, Chordata, Aves, Galliformes, Phasianidae. Gene Ontology annotation, cellular component: Fanconi anaemia nuclear complex; FANCM-MHF complex.
CCGGCGGAGCUCGUCCAUGGCCGCGGGGCGGUACCGGCCGUCACCGAGGGCGGCGCUGCCGACACGGAGCCGCCGCGCUGAGCCCCGCCCCGCGUGCGGCCCCGAGGUGGAGGCGGGCGGCGCCAUGGAGGAGCGGGAAGGCGGCUUCAGGAAGGACACGGUGGAGCGGCUGCUGCGGCUGCAUUUCCGCGACGGGAGGACGCGAGUUAACGGCGACGCGCUGCUGCUGAUGGCGGAGCUGCUCAAGGUCUUCGUGCGAGAAGCGGCGGCGCGAGCGGUGAGACAGGCACAGGGCGAGGAGCUGGAGAAGGUGGAUAUCGAGCACGUGGAGAAGGUGCUGCCCCAGCUGCUUCUGGAUUUCUAGAGACGUGGUGAAGCAGAAUUGACCUGGCAGAAGAUCCUGACCUGAUGCUCAGUCCAGCUCUUGGAAGAGCAGUGUCAGCUCCUUCCUCUGCCCUCUUGCUUCUGCUUCCCAUCUCCUUUACCAGGGCUCUGACGGCAGAUGCUGUUUUUGAACAGAGGCCGCCACUCACUGGGUUUAGGCUGUAACUGGUUUCCCUCUCGCUGCCUUCCUUCUCUAACGUGGUGCCUAACAGCGCUGUCAAAGCUGCCGUUGCUUUCUCAGCUAAUGUGAGAAACAGGUGCCGCUUUGCACGAUGAGAGGCAUGGAAAGACUUAAUGGCUGGAAAUGUCAUCCAAACAUCAGGCUCUCCUCAUCUCAGUGGGCGGCAGUGGCAGAAACUUCAGGUCCGGCUCCAAGGCUGGCUAAUGAAUAGGUUGUUAACAGCAGCUCCGUUACAGGCUCUUGCCAAAAGCAGGUAUCUGAUCUUUAUUUUAUAAAUAAACAGCGUCUGUCCUUCACUACCUUCCAGUAUUUCUGCAGGGCUGUGACAUCAAAGAGAGCUCAGAAACCUUUUAACCAUUUGAUAUUCUCCUCAGAAGCUGCUUCCCCCUCUGCUAUAAAUUUGUUCUCACAAAGAAACAUCAAUAAAUCAAAACCGAGGCUCCC